Trichobilharzia regenti is the source of this 642-nucleotide messenger RNA. The record is from the annotation of a GenBank genome assembly. NCBI's taxonomy places the organism in Eukaryota, Metazoa, Platyhelminthes, Trematoda, Strigeidida, Schistosomatidae.
AUGGUGUCGGUGGAGUACUCGGCUCUAGAUGAACAGCUUUCUGAGAUGAUCGCAUUUGAACUUGAAUUGGAUACGCCGUCUUUUAAUUCAAAAUCCUGUCCAACAUCUCUGGCUACUCCUUCGCUCGUUGAGUUUUAUUUACAAUACUUAGGAAUAUAUUUAAUAAAAUGCGAUUUGAUCAAUGCAAAAUUUUUGUAUAAAAGAAUGCCCAAUCAUAUAAAAGAAGAUCAAUCAAUAAAGUGCCUUUGGGACCUUGGUCGUUUACUAUGGAAGAAUGAUAUUAAAUUAUUUUUUUCCUCCGUUUCACAGAUAUUUUCAGACCCCAAACAGUCUGAUAUUCUUGUUCAAAUGGUGAGGCAGAUCCGUGAUAAACAAAUAGAUCAGAUUACACACCUUGUUACUCAAGCAUAUUCUUGUGUAUCCAUUGACUUUUUAUGCAACUAUUUGUGUAUAUCCUCAGAAGAUAUUUCUAAACACUUUUUGUCGAAGAGUUGGCAAAUAUCUACAGAUGGUCGCUUUAUUUCCCGACCUGGAAAUUUUGUAGAAGAACAAAGUAAAACUUUUGGCCUUGAAAGUGAAACUGCAAAUAACGAGAUUAUGAGCAAGUUAACAGAGUUCAUGUGUUUCAUGGAAAGCCAUUAA